GUACCAAAAGAGCUAUCAUAACCUCGAGCUCUCGCCUUCCAGCUGUCACGAACUAUUUUAUUUCCCUAUCUCAUGUAACAGAUGCGCCGGGCAUGAGUCUCAGAGGUUCAUUGCGUCCCUCUGACGCAUCCACUACAAGCAGUGCCGGAGCGUCCUCGCAGUUCAAAGACUCUCUCCAGGAAGAGCUUGAAUUGUGGUGUGGAGCCAUUCCCUUGGAAGACAACCCUUCGUUCAGGUCUUUGGUUAAUAGCCCUCAAGAUGCUAAAAGCUCUGUGUUCGAACCCAGAGAGCAACACUGUGGUAUGUGGAAAGAUGCGCCAAAUAGCAGUUGUCACGCCUCUUUUGGAAACCAAGGUACAACGGCCUCAGUGUCCUGCUUUGGCAAUUUCAUCCAAAUCAACCAAUUCCUCGGAGCAGGACACUCUGGUAUCUUUUCAAUGGACCACAUAAACACCGACGUGCCCUACUAUGUUUCCGAACGAGCUAGCGAUUUAGACGCCUUGGGCUCUGAAAAUGUAUAUCCUUCGCUUGGCGUGUAUCUGCCUAAAGCAUAUCGGCCAAAUCGAGCGCCAGAAAUGAAAUGGGUCAAUUGGAGAUGGCCGAGAUAUGAAUGUAAGCUUGAUAUUGGCUUCAACUUGCCCCGCCUUUAUCGAAGAGACUGUCUCAGCAAGCUCCUUUGCAAAUGGUUGAAGCCCAGCGCAACAGACUCGUCAAUACAGCACACUGAAGAGCCAUGCAUGGCGCUGAUAUUCAUCUACACAGGGAACGUGCUAGAGAACGACACCCGGCCCAUUGCGAAAGUGACAGUCCAAUUCUUUGUGAAGGAUAACAUUGUUUUUCAGCAAUUCGUGGUUACAAACACAGGGAGCUCACCUAUCGAAAACUUUCGGAUCCGAGCAGGCCGUGCUAUAUUGAUAAGAGACUUGGACUACCUUGAUGAGCCCUCUUACAACGAUAAUGACAGCAAGAGUUACAUCCGAGGGCCGGGACCCAAUGGAUUUAGCUGGAUCACAGUCAAUGUCAUCGAUAGUGAGAAAUCGGGUUCGACCACAGGGGUUGCCACAGGAGCUAUUCACGUGGAGAGCAAUUCCAAUCAUGCUGUGGAGGGACUGCAACAACAUAAUUCACGAACAGAAGCUGCAGGGAACGAGGCAUCUAUGUCUCCACCGAGGACCGCAUCGGGGGAAACCAUCAGGCGCCACCGAGCUUCAGGUCAGACCAAUGUGGAACUUGACAUAUCGCCAGCGAGCGACCAAGUCGAAGGUGUGCGAAAACAAGCCAGCAUCGAUCAGCAAAACCUCAACAGUGGAGGAAACAAGACUUGCGAUCAGCUGCAGGAGAAAAUUCCAAACAAGAGUAAGCAGCCUCCUAGCGAUACUGAACUGUGGCAGCAGAGAGAGAUUUCAGAUACAUGGACUACUAAGGAUGCCCACGCCGUCGUUUCUGUCAUGAGUUUAUUUGUGAAUGGGACCGCACAAAAGAUGGGGAUGGGGCGAUACAAAUCUCACCGGACAAUCGGAGCCAGUGGCAGCAGUUCAAGCGUGCUGAAAAUAACAGCUGCAUACAAGAUGAUUGUGAUACCGGAUAGAAAAGUGCAUUGGAAGAAUUUCCUCAUUCCUGCUGAAAUUUCUGAUGUUGAUGCGAAGCUAGCCGCGGAAUCGGAAGGACUGUGGGAUGACCUUGGCGGUGGCAGCAACAGUUAUUCGCUUCGUGACAUCGGAAUCUGCACAAAAGGCGGUUACGAACGGGACUUGGGUCAAGAUACAGGUGGUCUCGGGCAAAAGCCAGAGCGUUUCGACUCUGAGGGUCACGGUGCUAUGAACAUUGCGAUGAAGGACGAAACUGCUACCAGCACAGAUUCAAAAGUGGCCGCCACGACAGGAGGGAGGUCGGCAGCCGCCGAAUCUUCCAACAAGCACCGAUCAUCCCAAGACACCAGCGCAAGGCCUCACAGUGGUACUGCAAUAGGAACUUCUCAGAAAGUGCCUGUCAUCAACUCCAUUGAGUAUCUUACUUGGCGACAUACGGAGCACAUUCUUUCUGUCUGCAUGCUGCCUCUCUUGGUACCGCUUCUAUUGGAGGAAGAUUCAUCUGGAACGAGUAUUCAGCAGAGCAGCGCCGAUAUGAACAUCAAGGUUAAUACUUCCGGCAACUCAAAUCCCGCAGAGGUUGAGCACGACGUCCCAGUGGCCCUCACAUGUGGAGACAUGUCGGGGCACCGGAUAUGCACUUCAGCCAGCUUCUUUGCAUUUGAGUUUCUCGUCGAUGUUCUUGGGCGAUUGGAAUAUGUCGAGCAGGCACCAUACAUCCUCUCACUUCGAGGACGGAUCAUGGCAGCAUGUCGCGGGCACAUUAAGUGGCUCGAAUGGGUAAGGAAGGCUUGGCUCCCACUUCAUCAGACCCACAGUCUCCUAGAAUCGGGCUGUUUCGCUGCCAACUACUGGGUCAAUGGCCAGAUCAUGCACAACUUGAAGAACUCUGUCACAUGGCAACCGGACGAUGCCAUAACCGACACUCCGUUUCAGAUUCUCAAAGUUACUGCUUAUGUGAAACUGCUUCGAACAGUGCCUAGCACUGCGGUCCGGCAGAAAGAGGAAUUGAGACAUCCUAUGGCUCUGUUACGAGAUGUGUGGGCUUGUCUGAUUACCGAGCUUGACGAUCUGGACAAGCGAAAAGCCUGUGCAUGGCGUCACAAAAGCGAGAACGGAUUGAAUACAUAUCGUCUGGAUGACCAUUUCUGGUUGUGGAACAGCCUGGCUGAAUUACAUUCCCUCGGACUGUGGAGCCUGGUUGAUGCAAAUGGCAAGUCAUGGGAGGGUUCUCCAGACCGAUGGAUGUCCAAGAUAUUCCCCUCCUCGACUGAAGUGAAGCAAGACGAAGAAAGUUCGACGGAUGAUUCGGAAAAUGUGAGGCAUACAAAGUCGUUCGCGAAUUUCGUCUCGAAGGCUAGACGUCUUAUGCCUAAAGAGGUCCAGAGAGCGGUGCUCCAGCGAUUCACGGUAGAAAACAAUGUUUCAGGAGAGCGAAUGCUGGCCGUAACGCGAUCCGCAAGGGAGACUCGAUUCUUCUUCCAUGCUCGCGAUACCGCGCUUUUCUAUGGCCACAAGCGCGGUUUCUUCCGACCCGAAACUGCAUUCAGCGAUCUUUGGGAACGGACCAUCAAAUGUCAGAGUCAUCACGAAGAGGCUUUACAGGAGGGAUGGCAUAGUCCAUUGCGGUUCGCUCUAGGAGCAGUGGCUGGUCUAAAUGGGUUCUCCAUUGACAAAAGAGACCCUGAUGAGUUGGUCCGACAGUCCGUGGAAGCCCUCAUCCGGACCAGCUCCCAAAAUGCUUCCAUUCCUGGUGAAAUGGACGCAGUGACUCGAGAACCGCUAAUAUUCAAAGCAGAGGAAGACAGAGACUACUAUUACCAUGUUGGAUUCGAGUCCUGCCGUAUUCUUCUGGAGUACGGCAGAAGAAUUGAAACAGCGUUUCGAUCUGAACAGACUGAUUGCAACUCCCCUGCUGCAAAGCAGACCGAGGGCGAUAGCCGCCAGUUUCAAAGCCAGCGGGAGAUGGUCGAGAUACUCCUGAAUGAGAUGCUGGCGCAACCUAAGAAGCAGAGUUUGACGAAGUUCCCACACGGAGGCGACUAUAAAGCUCUUUCAAAGCUCUCCGGAGUAGAUGCACGCUUUGACAGAAAACGAAUAUCCAUGGUCAUGAAAAAGUUCAUGCCCUUUAAUAGUAUGAUCGAUGCGAGCAGUAUCACGCCGUUGGAUGAAGAGUGGCUUUACAAUUACCCCGACUUUCUGUUAGUCAAGGACAUCGACUUGCAAGAUCAACUGAAGAAGCUGUUUAGCAAGUAUUCCAAACGGUACCUACCGCAGAUACAUUUUUACGGGUCUGAAUCUUCCAUCAUCGAUAAAGCGCUUGAGGCUCUCGGUAAUAUUGCUCCGAAUGACUUUUCCAUCAAGGGAAUCGGGACAGACAAGUGGAUCAAAGAUGGAAUGGUGGCAGGCUUACCGAAGCAAAAAAGUCUGCGAGAAAACAGACGAAAAUGGUCUAUUGGCGCGACUUGUUACCGUUUCUCCGACCCUUUCAAUAAGUGCCUCUGGGACUCAAUCAGCAAAGAGCGGUCCGCAGUCACAGCAAAAAAACGUUUCCUGUGGCUGCCAGCACGCUCCAACCCAGAAACAGCUCUUCUCUGUUGGCUAGCAAGUACCGAUACGGAAAAGCCUGCCAUAUCCUUGUUCUUUGAUCGUCAUGCAGGAUACGACAACCACUUGUGGGACGAUACGACCAUGGUCAUGAACACAUGGCAAACAGAGCUUCAUCUCUGCUUUUGGCUGAUCUACAAUAAGAGCGACCCACUUCACCAAGGUCUACCACACCCAAUUGUAGCACCCUGGCCAAGGGGCAAUGAUAAAGAGUUCCGUCGUGCGUCGAUUGGGUUCCGGUUCAACGGUGACUUCUUUGAUCGCUACUGGACAGGUUACUUCAUCCAGUACAUCCCUGGAUUGAGCUAUUCUUGGGGCAUUCCACUGCACUGGACGAAUAGAUUCAUCCGGGAGAAGGAGUCUUGGCAGCGAAAAGUUCUGGAAUUGCAGCUUCUACAACAUAUUUUGAACUUGAUCUUGACCAGCUCUAACAAGAUAUUGCACGAAAUCGAAGCAGAGCUUGGGAUAAAGAAGGGAAUAUUGAUCUUCUCCGUAUUGACAUCGGAGGCGUACACGGAAUCGGCGAAUCACUGGCAGAUAUAUGAGGAACUUUUGGAGAAGGCAGAGGACGAUAUCUUAUCGUCCCUGAACACGCUUUCUAAAUGGGCUUCCAGGGAACACGAUCGGGGGCAAGAGAGACCAAGAUGGACACGCAACGACGAAACAAAAUACCGAGGAUCUAUCAACAAGUUGCGCAACCAGACAGAAAGACAGCGGUGGGACCUGGAGAGUAGCCGUGAAAAGAUGUGCAAACUGAGGGAGACUCUGGCCACACGUCAAGCCAAGAUCAGAUCAGACCUUGAAGCAAAGAGGGAGCAGAACAUUCGAUAUUUCACAUACGUGACAGUAAUAUUCCUGCCCCUUGGGUUCGCUUCAAGCUUCUACAGCAUGAACGGUCCUCCGAGCAACGACCUGAUCAUCUCGCUAGCAAAGUUCGCUGCCGCAGCUUUGGCAGUCACGGCCGUCUUUCUCUUCAUUGCUGGCACAUUAAUUGCCUUGGGUGGAAAAGCACUUACUGUGGUCAAGCAUCUCGUCCUCACAGUCAAGAACUAUUCUAUCUCCAUGGUCAAUCGUGCCAUACUACUGCCGCUCCAGCGAUACUCGCGCGGUACCAGGGAGAACAGUCUCCUUUUUAAAGGAGUCUCCGCAGACAAACAGCGUGAAGAGGCAUUGCACAAGGCAUACCCAAAGCAAGACUGGAUGGUCAGUUCCUGGUUCUGGCCCGCUUACCUGCUCCUCGAAUUGCCCACGCGCAUGAUCUCAUCAGCGUUGACAGCGGUCAGAACCGGGACUUUGUCACCCGCAGCUGUGUGGAAAGUGGCAAUUGGUAUUACAGUGUUGCCAGUCUAUGGGCUAUCGCGAGCUGUCCUGUUCUUGUUCAGCAAUAUUGUGGUUUUGCUGAGGAUAUUGAAACACCUCUAUCGCCUUUCCAAGAAGGAGUUGAGCAAAGAUGACAAAAAGGGAGCAUCAGAAAGCAAGAGCACGGAUGCGCAGAUUCCCCAAACCCAUAUGGGCGAUUCAGAAAAGAACACAGCUGGCCAAAGCACACUCCCCGAUGAUUUCUCAAAGCUGAUGCCCACUGCAAAGCCUCUCAUUUCACUACAAACUCUUGAGUUGCGGUUGAAGCAGCGAUUGGAAAAGGUGGAAGCGAAACAGGACACAACGAUGCAGAGAGAGGGUGUUGGAAGAUGAUUCGGGUCUCCUUUUUUUUGUCACACUGUAUGAAGGCGCCAUGUAUGUUCUCGGAUGUAUACGGAAUAGAAGGGAAAUCCGAAACCGAAA
Molecule: messenger RNA, 5978 nt
Organism: Diaporthe batatas
Lineage: Eukaryota; Fungi; Ascomycota; Sordariomycetes; Diaporthales; Diaporthaceae
Exons: 4
Coding region: 93-5888 (1931 amino acids)
Biological process (GO): metal ion transport; transmembrane transport
Cellular component (GO): membrane
Molecular function (GO): metal ion transmembrane transporter activity
Source: RefSeq, a predicted model, not a curated record